GGAAAUGGUUGGAAGAAAGUUAGGGGUGGCCAAACCAAAACGUGGCAUCAGUGCUUGAAGUCACUAACUUCUAGUCUGAGCCAUGUUGGUAGAUGCAGACUACUUGGUUGGGGUCCGCGUGACUAUCGUAACCAAUGGUUGGAGACUCUUGGUGACAUGGCUCAGAAUCGAUCACAAUGGCGUCGGUGUAUACACUCCCUGUCUUUCCUUAAACUAAGAGAUUAAAAUUGCUUCAUAUCUUUCUUUCUACGAACCAAUUCUUUCUUCUUGUAAUAUAUCUCUAUAUGCAACCUUUCUCUUACAUAUUACUACCUUUGACCUAACCACUGCUAUGAAUCCGGUGUUCAUCUUGUUGUGCUGAUGCGGUAUGGCAACCUGGACCGAUGCACAUAUGUGCCUGGUCCUACGUUGUAGCUGACUGACUGACUGACCAAUCUUUAUCAAUUGAAUAGCCUCUAUCAGAAGGGGUUUGUGGAGAUUUUAGAAAUUUCACAGAUUGAAAUCAUGAGUCAGUUAAAGCUAGACCACCAUGGAAAACCUGGAAGCACUGGACGGCGGUUUCGUUCUAGUAUGGGACUCCUCAGCAGUGCGCAUCCACGACCCCGCACCCUGCAAGAUUCGAACCCAGGACCUAUCAGUCUCACGCCAGGCGCUUAACCAACUAGACCACUGAGCCGGCAUCCAAUGGUGAUAAUGUCUAACUUCAACCAAUCCACGAAGUUGCGCCACUGUAUACCAUUGUCCUCAGUGAUUUGAUAUCUCAACAGACCUGGUUGAACUCCACUGAUAACGACUUCCCACUAGAACUCCAGGAGUAUCUCUUGAGGUCAGUCACUAAUGAGCAGAUGAUUAUUAACAGAAGGGGUUUGUGGAGAUUUUAGAAAUUUCACAGAUUGAAAUCAUGAGUCAGUUGAAGCUAGACCACUAUGAAUAGCCUCUACUUGUGACAUAUGUAUAUAUGGUUAUUUAAGAUGACAAGAUUUAGUAGUUAAAGAUUUUGAGGGAUAUUCAUGCAAAUAUUUUUAAUCUUUACUUCCUUCAGCUUACCACUGCAUUUAUCUCGUCUCUAUUUUUUUGUGUUUUUGGAUGAUUUCUUUCUGUUAGUAAUACAAAGUAUGCUAGCCAACCGACACACUUUUAUACCAUAUCCCUGUUCCUUUUUAUUGUCUUCAGAUGCGUAUUAAUUAUCACCUAUUUUAACAUUUUACAUCCAUGUAAGUCUAUCUUAACAAUGCAAUAUCCCAUGCAUAAUUGACAGCUUUACAAUGAGCGCUAUGCGUAUUCUCUUGCGAUUAGUCACAUAACCUGAAAAUUAAGAUGAUGUAAAAGCUUUACUAUCUUCAGUCAGUUUACUGCAUAUGUACAAACCAAGAUAAGAUCGAUACGUCUUUUAACAUAACUUUACAGUUGGGAGUUACUGGCACUUGUAACACGAAACGCUCAUCACUGUUCAAGCACCGAAAAUAAACCUUUUAGACGUCUUUGGUAAUCAUUAAAAUGUUUGGUCCCCAAGUAGGUGAACGAAAUAUAGUCGUAUGGUGUCUUUAACCGAAUCAGGUUUAGAUGUCGUUCUUUUCUCAAGAUCCCAUGUCCAUUAUUGGUUUAGAAUUAAUUUUCUAAAAUAGACUAUACAUAUUCGCUACCUUUGCUUACGCAUCAAAGUAUUUUAUUUAGUUAUGGACGUGUACUCAUUACUUCGUACAUUUGUAAUGGAUAGCUCGUACAGGUGCAACUGAUGAGAUUUCACGUUGUUUGCAUCUCUAUAAGUCACCAGGGUUGAUACUCUCAUCAACGAUUCGAAACUGUCCCAAUUCCAUUUUCCAACUCUGCUUAUGUUAUAUGUUAUCACUUAGUCUUACACAAUGAAAUCAAUACAACUGUACGUAGUCAAUUAUUAUGUUUUACUUUUUAAGUGAAUUCAUACGAAAUCUGAAACGUAAUCUUGUAUUUGUUUUAUUAACCUAUAGUAAUUAACAUUUGUUUAGUUCUACCGUAAUUAUGACUUCGUUUUCUUUGUAUUAAAUGACAGGGUCUGUUUAGAACAUACUGACAAUGAGUGUCCAAAGUUAUGACAGAAAACUUACAUGUUCUUCUUUAAAGCGAAAUAUUCAAUUGUUGGAAAGGGCUUCAGGGUGCUUUACAUGUUCUAUGUGCUCACAAAACAAGGGACUGAAUGAUGGCCAUUUAAAUUAUCUAUCAAAUGUAUCUCAUAAACCUGACUCAAGUACUUCUGAUCCCGAAGUUUUUGUUUCACAUUUAACGAAGUAUCAUUCAAAUACUGAAAACCAUCUAUGCCUUUACUGUGACUCCAUUGUUCAUCGAAAUUAUUUGAUGAUUCACAUUUCCCAGCACUUACUAACUCCUUCCUCUUCAAAAUCUCCGAGAAUCUUUUCUUGUCCAUCUAAACCUCAGUGUUCUCAUGAAUUUAGUACUGAUCGUUUUCAACAUAUGCAGAUUCACUGGGACACUCAACAUAAUAGUUCAUCUGAGACCCCCAAAUUGCAAUGCAGUCAAUGCAUGAAUACAUUUUCUACAUUGUUGGAAUGGGGAGAACAUAUUAAAUUAAAUCUAUGCUCACUUGUACACUGCACUUUCCCUGGUUGCUUUGUGAAAUCGCCAUCUAGAACACUUAUCUUGGAUCACUUUCGACGAAAGCAUACUGAUUUCCUUGAUCUCAAAGAAGAAAAUUCGUUCCAAUUAUUUCGCGAAACUUCGGAGUUAAUUUGUAACCAUCUUGUUACAACUGUCGCUAAGUUAGAUAAUGCAUCACAAUAUGAUUGCACUUCCUCAUUGACUGUAGUUGAUCAGGCCUCUAUUGUUAACAAGAUAUUUUCAGAUACGUCCUCUCCAUUCGUCUUUCUACUUCGUUGUCCUUAUUGUGAUCUUACAACUAUUCGGUGGAUUUAUUUUCUGAUGCAUCCUGCUUCCUGUACAGGUAUAAGGGCAUAUUUCCGUAAUCGCCGCCAAGAAUCUGAGAAAGUACUGCCUCUAGUUUAUCGCUGCCAUAUUUACUGGUGUUCAAAAUGUCAGGUGGUAUCUACAGAGCAGAAGUUAAUUGCGGAGCAUGUUACUUAUUCUCAUAAUCCCAAGGUAGGUUAUUUUGCUUUGUCUGUUACCAUAUACUUACCGAUAUGUUGCUUUAAGAACAACAAUUUUCUUCAUUCAUAUUAACUGUUAUUAGAUACACAUGCAAUCAGUCAAUCACUUCACAGUUACAGAACCUUUACGUGUACAGCGUCAGGAUACUUUCAAUUGGUUUUUAUUCCUAUCAGAGGUCAAUGAAUCAUUUGACACGUAAUUUAUAUGGUUUUCGGAUUAUGAACAAAUCGUUUUCGAUUCCAGUCAGAGAAGAUAAAUUUGGAUUACCAGGAUCGUAACAGGAGCUUCCUAUUCUUAUGUAUACACUUUACUCCGGAACUGUGACUUAUCAAACUAUUUAUUCUUAGGUGCUGAAUAAAAUCUGUUUAAUUUUUAGGUUUUAUUUUAUAAGGUGUAUUGGUGCACUAAACGAUGGUAUACAGCAUAAAUACUGUCCCUGAUCAGUUCCAUUACAUUACAUUGUUCAAAUUCUCAAGUCAUUCAAGUAGAUAACUCACCUUCAUGUUCAAACAGUUUAAUAUAGUUUUUAAGAAUUUUGAUAAAUCAAUUUUCUAGUUGAGUUCAUAAGUCAAUUAAGGCUAAACCACCAUGGAAAACCUUGAUGUACUGGACGGCUGUUCCGUCCGUCCCCAUGACCGAAGGUCCUGGGUCCGAAUCUCGCGAGCGGGAUCGUGGAUGUGCAUUGCUGAAGUCCUAUACUAGGACGAGACGGAUAUCCGGUGCUUCCAGGUUUUCCAUGGUGGUCUAGCUUUGAUUGACUCAUGUACCCAACUAUUAAAUUACUACAAUUUCCACAAAAACCCCCUUUUGAUAAAAAUCAAUUUUUCUCACUUCAGAAUCAUUAAAUUUGAUGGUAGCUGCAUCUAUUCCUUAAUAACUUCCUCGUUUAAUUCCCUUAUAACAAGGGGUACUUUCUGAUGUCAUGUAUAUGAUUCCUUAAAAAUCAAUCCUGCUAGCGAUAAAGGUUUAUUGCCUUUAUUGACCCGAUAACUGUAGCUACAACUAAAUAUAUUGGAAAAAGAGACUACUUCUAAGACAUCGCUGGUUUAAUAACUCUCAUGCCUUUUAAUUAUCUGUUCCUAACAUGAGCUCGUAAAUACACAUGAGGACUCAAACUCCAUUUCAAGUAUUAUUGUAUGCUAAAUGAUUAGCUGGUAGGAAGCCCUCAGAUGCCCUGGUAUGGCCGAGAGUGGGGUGGGCCCGCCCUCCCUUCCUCUCGAAAUGCUCUCACACGGCCACGCGUAUACAGCCUCUGCCAGGGAAGUCCUACUCACUGCCUUCUCGUGGCGGGGGUGUUGUUUACAAAAAUGAGAGGACGAAAAGCGAAUGUCCGGCGCUUUAACCGGAUCCCAAACCAAUGGUCCACAUGGGCUCCAUUAUCCUGCGGGAACAAAUGGCGUAUGAACCAAUUGUUGGUCACCGCCUACCCUGGGACUGCAUCUCCUCACGAUGCUCCACUGCCUUGUGGGUUAGACCAUUAGGUCAAAGGCUCGGGGUGUGGCCCCCCCAGAAAACCAUCUGCUUCGGUCUCGGCACCCGGGCAGUAUCAUAGCCCACACACACACAAAUAUGGUGUGGCGCAUAUAUAUUUGGUGCGCUCUUCUACCAAUAUUUAUGUGUUGAAAUAAUAAUAAUAAUAGCUGGUAGGAAAGUUUCCCUUUCCAGUCGGUAAAUAAUGUCAUACAUCCGUGUUUAUAGAAAUUUCAUAUAUAUACCCAUUUUUAUACUUGCUUAUUGAAACUGUUAGAAGUUAAAGUGUAACUGCUGGUAAAUUAUCACUUGUUGAGUAAACACGAUAGACUGUUUAGAUAUACGACCGAAUUUCUUUCUACGGACUAGUAAUUUGAUUGUACAAACUCAUAUAGUUUCAAUAUUUUCCUAGAUCUCCAACUUUCAUAAUCCGCAUCAAGUUUAGACCUAGUUUCGUCCUUUUUUAUAAUAGCUUUUAAAUGAAACAUUAGUGGAUGUUUAAAUUCUCAAGUUGAUAUUCAAGACUGAAUAUUGAUCAGUCUCCAUCGGCAUAUGUACAUCUCAUGGUGAUUGCAUCGAUAUGUCCAUUUUGUCACACAAUUUUUAGAAUAAAUGGAUUGUUUGUAUUAGUGGAAUCCAAAACACAUGUUCAAUCAUAUUUGGGACUCGUCAGCCAUAUCGAAGCAGCCCACAUGGGAUGUACACAUGCCAGCAAGACUGAUCAAAAUUCAGACCUGAAUGUUAAAGACGGAACAAUUCAGUCCAUUACUAAUAAUAAUGUAAUCCUCGCGCUCACUAAGCAAGUUAUUGGUUAUUUGGACUCAGUAACUCUGUAGAUUCGUUCGAAGUAAAGACCGGUGUCAGGCAAGGUUGCUUACUCUCACCCUUUCUCUUUCUCUUGACGAUCGACUGGAUCAUGAAGACAUCAACAUCUGAAGGAAAGCAUGGGAUACAGUGGACAAAUAGGAUGCAGUUAGACGAUCUAGACUUCGCAGAUGAUCUGGCCCUUCUAUCCCAAACGCAACAACAAAUGUAGGAGAAAACGACCAGUGUAGCAGCAGCCUCAGCAGCAGUAGAUCUCAAUAUACACAAAGGGAAAAGCAAGGUUCUCCGAUACAACACAGCAUGCACCAAUCCAAUCAAAAUUGACGGAGACGAUUUGGAAGAUGUAAAAUCCUUUACAUAUUUGGGCAGCAUCAUUGAUGAACAGGGUAGAUCUGAUGCAGAUGUGAAGGCGCAGAUCGGCAAAGCAAGAGCAGCAUAUUUACAACUGAGGAACAUCUGGAACUCAAAGCAACUGUCAACCAACACCAAGGUCAGAAUUUUCAAUACAAAUGUCAAGACAGUUCUACUGUAUGGGGCAGAAACCUGGAGAACUACGAAAGCCAUCAUCCAGAAAAUACAGGUGUUUAUUAACAGUUGUCUACGCAAAAUACUUCGGAUCUGUUGGCCGGACACUAUUAGCAACAACGUACUGUGGGAGAGAACAAACCAGAUCCCAGCGGAGGAAGAAGUGCUGAAAGUGGAUAGGACACACAUUGAGGAAAGCACCCAACUGCGUCACAUUGCAAACCCUCACAUGGAAUCCUCAAAGCCAAAAGAAAAGAGGAAGACCAAAGAACACAUUACACCGGGAAAUGGAAAUAGACAUGAGAAAAAUGAACAAGAAUUGGAUGGAACUAGAAAAGAAGGCGGGGGACAGAAUGGGUUGGAGAAUGCUGGUCGGCGGCCUAUGCUCCAUUAGGAGUAACAGGCGUAAGUAAGUAAGUAACUCUGUAGAUAACCCGUCGCCGUUUGAAGCUAAAAGUACUGCCUUCCAGUUGCAGUAUGAACAUCAAUACUGUGAUACAGGGGAGUCUUAGAUAAGAGCAAAUGGACAUUGUGUUGUAUCGUUCGUUACAGUGCAUCAACUGUGUCUUAGAUUACAGGUUUUUUUAUACCCAAUUAUUCUCGUCAUAUAUGAUAAUCCUUUAAAUCACCUUAAUCUCUGUUGAGAUUGGAAAUAAUGUCAGUUUUCUAGACAAAUUCCAAAGUAACUCGCAUUUCGUCGACUAAAUGCUAGCAUGUAAAAAGAUCUUUUAUUCUUUUAGGGAUUGGUCAACAAGGGGUAAUUAAUAAUUUCCUUCAUAACCUUUUAUAUUGAUCCAUUCUCUAAACGUGCCUUAAUUAUUCAUAUCUUCAGAACUGAAACUGGACAAUGGCUUCGGUAUAAAAUGAAUAAAACUUCCAACAUAUUUGGCUUUUUUAGUGAAAUAUUGUUAGUGGUUAUAGACCAAGGAUUAAAGGAUGUUAUUUAUGUUGCUUCAUCUAUAAAAAAAUCAGUUACAGUUAUAGCAAAGGUUUUUAGUCUCAUCUGCUCUAUGGUACAUACAUUACAUACUGUCUUCCUUCAGUGGUUCUCGUUAGACUAUAUUAGAGAUAGACACUACCUCUAAACAGUAAACUGCAUAUCGCUGACUUUCGGUUUUGAGUUAAUUAGUCUAUUUUUGAUAAUGGAGACGAAUAAUAUCAGUAUUUAUCAUUCAGCCUUAUCCAGUGUAAUUCUUGACAGUUAGUAAGUUUAAUUAAUUUAAUUUGUUUUUUAUACAAUAAGCUUGUUAUACAUCCUCUAGUUUUAUUUACCUUUUUGUUUAAAGGAAGCAUCAGUCUAUCGGGAACACCUACGCGUUUCUUUACUGGAUAAUGACUCUGAACCGGUUACAACUGAUUUAUCUCUCAAUACUGAACAGAAGUCGGGAUCCUCUGCAUACGCUCUUGAUUAUUUUCCUUCUUUUUCCUCAGUUCCUGAUGAUGAUGCAAAGGAAACUGAAUCACCUAUGAAUCUUGCAGCUUUGGCCCGACCUACUGCACCAACGUUAAUGAGUUUAACUAACCGAGUUCAACAAACGCCACCAAGCAAUGUUCAUACAGUCUCUAUUGAUCAGUCUUCAUCUAAUAAUAACGGUAUGAUAGUUAGUAACAGUUUAACCAGUAUUCCAGCAAGUUCACCAAUGAAUAUAAUAAAUAACGCUUCUGGAAACUUAAGUGCAUGUGAUGCAGCCUCAGCUGUUGCUGCUAUGGCUGCAGCAGCUCUUUCAGGUUUGACAAACUUCAACAUAAAUAAUGCUGUUCCGAAUUCAGUCAGUACAUUUUCAAAAUCAUUAGCUUGUGAUAUUUCAUCUCCAAUACCAAUUCAGCCUAAACCCAGCAUUCUGUCUACGGAAUCACUAGAUCCAAUUCAAGAUAGUAAAGAAGUCAACAAUAAUGAUGUAUUGGGUUCUCAGUCCAGCGACUCCUUAGACUCACUAGACAAAUUUGCUGAUGAUAACCUGUCGUCGGAUGAAAUUAUUCGUGGAUGCGAAGGUUUAGUUUCUUUUCCAUUCGAUGAAUGUAAAUUCCGCAGUGAACUACGUGUACAAUUGCAACCUCAUGUAAUAGAUUCAUUAGUUUUAAAAAUGAAGCAAUUCUCCUCUUACUUUGUCCGGAUUUUAGGGAAGGAAAAUCAUCGUCGUAUCCCGGUUUGUCCAGAAUGUGAUAAAGUGUUUCCAUACGGUCUUGGUGAUUUUAAACGACAUUUACUUACAGUGCAUCUGGAAGUCCCCAGAGAACAUUUGAAAGAUUGUUUGCGUUUUACUUAUCUGCCCAAAAGUGAGGAAAGGUUUCAGGAAGUUCAAGAACAGCUCGCUAUGCGUCAGAUGAAGCCUCGUGUCCUCGAGAUUGGGCGCCGUCGUAUUCCUUUACCAUACUCAAUACGUGUUUUACGAAGACUGACCGCCCAUCUUCCUAUUGCCACGCGAGAAUUCCUGGAGCAAAAGAUGCAGUUGUACUGUCGCCUGUCGGUUAUAGUCGAUACACGCGGAGGGUUUCGGCGGUACAAAUGCAACCAUUGUUCUUACUCAUCACCACAUGCCCUGGCUGAUGUGAGGAAGCAUAUAUUGGGGUCUCAUUGUGGUAUAUCGACUAAACAUUUUCGCCACUGUCUCCAAGCAUCCCGCCUGGAUCCUGUUGAAUUUACUUUGUUCUCUGAUGAAAAGUUAGCUCGUCUCGCUAGAGAUUUUUUACAUAGACGUCUGGUUUCAAAUAAUCCAACCAGCCCAAACGCUUCACCAAAUCCAGUAGAUGAGAAUCAUCCUAUUUCUUCUGAGAGUCCUUCUACGACUUUGGCUACAGCGUUGAAUAGUUUGUCUUGUACACAAGACUCGUAUGGCUCUAAUUUUAUUGCCGUUGUUCCGGGUUCCAAAACCAAAGUUACUGUAAGAAUUCGACCCCUGGUGCCUCCAGAUUUUCAUCCUCCUAAUUCUACGAGUCCUAUCCAAUCAACUGAUGAUCACAUCAAUGGUUCCCCUGUUACAUCUAAUAUAGAACAGUCGACAACAUCUAACUCAAGUGUGGAUUUAGCUUCACUCCCAUCUAUACCAGGAAUAGAAGGCGCUGAUAAGGUUGUUGAUCUUGCCUUGCCAUUUUCUGAACCAGUUCUUCGUCAUUUGUUGGAAUCCUCUGGUGCUCCUGAACACCAUAUAGAAGACAUAGUAUCGAAAAUGCGCGUAUAUUCAACUUACAAAAUGAGCCGAAUAUGUCGUAAUGAUCGCACUAUAGCUUUCCGCUGUCCAUGUGGGCGUCUUUUUAUCACUACUCGACAACCUGACAGUAAAAUUCGCGCCGCAACAUUGGCUGAUAGUAGGCGUCAUGUGAUGGGUGUUCAUGCUCGUAUUCCAAAUGUAUUUAUCACCAUUUGUUGCCAGGCUUCUCGUAUUACUAGGGAAUAUGAUUUUCAAAUCUAUCCUGAUGAUAUGCUUCUUCGACUAGCUAUGGACAGACCCAUUAAACUUAAUAAUCUUCCUAAUGUUGGUCCUCCUGACGUAACCACUACCAGUAUGAAUGGUCGUUCAGCACCAUCUAGCUUCGCAAAACCUUUGAAAGAAUUGGCUCCUUAUCCUUCUGUGCCUACAACAGCACUUCAGCAGUCGAUGAAUACUCACUCUGUUUCAUCUUCGCCUCGAACACAAAUCACAGAUGUUACUGAAACAGACUCAGUAAGUGAAGGGACUGAUACCGGUGCAGCAAGUGGUUCAAUUUGUCAUGAUGAUUCACUCACUAAAUAUGACAGUAAUGAAAAUGAUGAUAAAGAAGUUUCAGAUAUUGAUCCUAAAAAGAUGCAGAAAGAAGUGGAAGAUCCGCUUGCACAAUUAAAUGCUGUCCAGGCUUCUGGUGCAGAGGAAGUGGAACGUGUAAUUGAUCUUCCAUAUUCAUCCGAAGCUUUAAAAACUUUAGUACAAGGCUACUGUCCACCCAACUAUUUUCCGGUUCUUGAGGCUAAAAUGGGUGUCUACAGUUCACUAAAAGUGUACAUUACCAGACGGCGAGGUAGGAGAUAUUUCUGCUGCUCUGGUUGUUCCUCAUCUUCACCACAUGGAAUGGGUGACAUUCGAAAGCACAUACUGGGUGUGCAUGCUAAAGUACCGGAACGCUACAAAGCUGCUGCUAUGCAUUGUAGCCGCCUCAGUCGUGAAGAUAACACUCUAUUACCAAAUCAUGUUUUACUUCACUUGGCUAAAAUGAAAUGGAAAGGAACUGUGAUUAAACCACUGUCUGAAAUGGACCUCAGUCAGUUUGGAUCUCGUCGUGCAUCAGCUGUUGGUUUACCUCGCCCAUCAGGCCAGUUUGCGUCUCAGGUUUAUCAACCUACUAUCCACCGAGAAGUUGUGAGUUUUAAUCGCCCUGAACAUUUUUCUUCCAGUCCAAGCAAACAUCCAGUGAAUAAAAGUUUGUCAAAGGUAAUCGAAAUCAUGUAGUAAAUAGCAAACUGUUUUUCUUGAAAUUGUGCACUAAAGUACUUAAAUGAGAAAUGUAGUUUUUCACAGAUACAUUGAAUAUCAUUGUUAAUAAUUUGAUAACUAAGAGGUUUCGCUGUCGACCUUACAUUUUGCUUAUUUAUUUAGCCUUAUUUUGCGACAAUGACAUCUUGUGAUCGAAAUUCAAUAUAAAAUAAAAAUAAUUACAUUAUUCUUUCGUAUGAAUAAAAUAGGUUUGGAAAGUACUUGUAGGUUACAUGUGCAGGAAUAGCAAUCAUUAUUACAGAUUAUCCUGGAAAGUUACUCAUAUUUACAAGCGGAGUUGGGAAAAAAUCUAAUGAUAUUACUGAUGAGACUAUAAUGUAUAGACUACCUUUGAGCAUCGCUAAGAUGACCUUGGAAUGUCCACCUACUUACUAGGGUUAAAUGAAGGUUAUAGAAUUAGUGUGAGGAAUUAGGAUUAGGAAUUAGAUUUGAUGUUUUCUUCACGAAUUGGCAUCAGCUAUAAUACUAAAAUGAUGUUUAAACAUAUUAGUGAAUAAAUUUCGCACCAAAAUUCAAGACCUGCUAUCUUAAAUAUGAUUGGUUCGUCCAUAAGUUAUAGUUUUGCCGAUAUUACUUUUAUGAGAUUUGACUUGUAAAGUUUCACAAUGUUUAUUUUUGAAAGACACUUAACAGAAAAUAACACGUAUAUCCUUCUGGUAUAGUUAAUUUGGAAAAUAUAUUUGAAUACUUUAAUACAGUUGUCAUUCAUCAACAACGUAGAACCUACUCCUACACCAUAAAACAUCGCUCGUCAGGGCAGUUGGUCGUUGGGCAUAGGUAACACAUGUCCCAGCUAUCUCAACCGAUUAAGUUUCACUACUUCAUCAAUUGAUUUGCCAUCCUUACCUAGUACCCGUUUCCUAACAACUGAGUUACUUACUCGAUGGUCCCAUGAUAUACAAGCAAUGUUUCGAAGACACCUAUGGUCGAAUACUAGUAACCUACGAAUAUCCUCUACUCUUACCGGUCAUGUUUCACUGCUAUAAAGUAGGACGGAACGAACUGCUGCACAGUAAACCCGUCCUUUGGUUAUUCGAGCCUUCUGUAUCCGUGCUGAGAUUUCGUCAAACACCAAACCACAAGGGCUGAUGAGACUCCCAAGAUAAGUGGAGAGGUCGACACGCUCAACUACUUCACUCCCUAUCAUUAGUUCAGGUGUCGAUGCAACCCGAUCCUGAAGUAAAAUUUUGCAUUUCGAGGAGGAGAAUCGCAUCCCGAACAUGCUUACAUUGUUGCUUAGAGUGGUCAUAAGACUCUGCAUUUUGUCAGCGUCUUCACCAAAUAAAACUAUGUCAUCAGCAUAUUCUAAGCCAACAAGUGAACCUCCUGGUAGAAGUUCAACCCCUGGAAAUCUAGACGAGGAAAGUGUUAUCUCUAAAAGUACGUCGACGACAAAGUUGAACAAGAAUGGAGAGAGUGGAUAGCCCUGACGAACACCACUUGAGGUAAUCAAUUCUGAUGACAGUUCGCCAUAAGCUCUCACUCUACCAGUUGUGUUUGAGUAGAUAGCCUUUAUAAGGUUAGUGUACUUCUUUGGUACUUUUUUCAGUGACAAACACUGCCAUAGAACCUCAUGAUCAACAGAGUCGAAUGCCGCCUUAAGGUCGAGAAAUGCUACGAUUGUUGGACGUCUGAAUGUGUGUCUAUGUUCUAGGACCUGACGUAGUGUGAAUAUCUGGUCUAUACAGCCACGUACAGGUCGGAAACCAACAUGGUUUUCUCUAGUCUGUUCUUCACAAGCUUUAGUUAAGCGUCGAAUUAUUAUUGAAGCUAUAUUAGUCCAACUAAUUCCUCUGCGAUUGUCACAAGAGUUGACUCGAAUAGUAGUUACAUAAACCACUGGAUUAACUAUCCAUAAUUCUCAAUGUUAUUUGCCCCAAAAAUAAUUAUAGUAGUCACUGAUUUUUCAUCAGUCAGUUACAACGUAAGACCAGGCACAUAUGUGCAGCAGUAAUUUUUCAUAGUUGCUGAGGUUUUUUCUGAACUGGUUUGUUCAGCGAUAAAAACACGAGUGUUAAGUUCUAUAAAAAAAGUCAGCCGUCUUUUGGGCAAACUCGUUCUCAAGGUUGUACAUACACUAAAUAUUCACUUUUCCCAUAACGAUAAUCAAUAUACUUGUUUAAAAUAAGCGUUAAAAAGUUGUUUUAUUGAGCAUAUUAACGAAAUCACAAAAAAAUGUUUUUUUUCUCAAUUAAGAAACUGGAGGUAUGGUUUUCAAGACCUUAAAUAUUCAUCAAGAAUAUCAUAGGCGUUAAAUAAAGAAUAAUAAUUAUGAGAAAGAGUUGGUUAACAUGAUUAAAAAUGUUGAGAUUAAAACAAAGUGUAAUCAGAGUGAGUUUGGAAAGAAAAGAUAUUGGUUAGGAUUAAAACGUCACCAGAGAAGAAAAGAAUGAAAGGUUAGGGGUCUUGGAAAACUACAUUUUAAGACUAUAAUAGAAUGAGAAAAAUUAAGUAAUUGCUUUUCGUAUACACAGUUCUGGUUUCUGUAAAUGUAUUACAGCAAAGACUACAAUAAUGCUAACUAACUAACAGCUCACUAUCUUUUGAUAAUGUACUGAUUAUUUAUCGUUGAAUGGGCAUUUUCUAAUCGAAACUAAUCCACCAAUCACUGUCUUUUUUCAAAUGUAUGUUCACUCUGUGAUUCGUUGAAUGGUUCAUAUUUAUUUAUAAUAGAUUAUCUUUCCCUUUUGCUUUUAUCCAUCAUUGGUAAAGUCAGAUAAUUUAAUGACUGUUAUUAGUGUAAGAGAUUCGUGGAGAUUGUAGAGUUCUCAAAGUUUGAAUCUCUUACCCACAAACUUGCAUCCGGUAAUCAAACCCGGGACUUUCGGUAUCACGCAUGAACGCCUUACCUUUAAAUCACUUAGUGGAUUGUAGGUCCAAAUGGAAAUUCUAAAAUGAGCUUUCUGUGCGUCGUGAAUUUUAAGUAUUCUGUAGCCAAAAUACUUCGUUAAAACUAUCUUUCCCUAACAGUUUUAUUACAUAUAUACCGUAAUCAUAGGGAUAAAUUAAAUCAAAUUCGCUGUAUUACAGUAAUCAUAAGAUUUAUAUAUAUUCGUGUUUCUUAUAAACGCUUAAGUGUCAUUUCAAAUUAUUUUUAAACCUACAGAGACGAGGCCUACAUCAAGUAAUGUUUCAGUAAUCCCUAAAAUAUUUUAUUAGGUGCCAAAAAUCUUCUAAUGGGCAAAAAAUCAUGUUUUCUUUAAAAUUGAGUAUUUCGUUUAAAUAAAUUACCUCUCACAUGAAUGUUAGUAUAUAUGGCAAAAGAAAUACACAUUUGCUUUAGGAUUUAACUGGUUUUGUAAUCUGUUCAAAUCGACAUACUAAACCAUAAUUUUCAUUAUGUGUACUGGUUAAUUUGACUUGCUUUUAAACAAGGUUUUUUAGGAGUAGCGCUUUGAUCCUGGUUUUUGGUUUAUGUACUAUUGACUCAGUGAUUUAAUUUGAAACCACUUUUAUCAGAGAUUACUAGUAUUCGAUCAUGAAUCCCUUCGAGACACUUCUCACUUAUAUUGGAAUAAUAGGAUUAGCAAUUCUGAGGUUAGACUCAGAGUACUAGGUAAGAAUUGCAGAUCGACUGAUGAGGCAGCUAAUAUUUGUCAAUGAAGAUGAUUAGGACAUGUAUUACGUAUGCUCAUUUAACAGCUACCCAAACGCGCGUCGACAGUUGGUGUAAAAGGUUGGAAUAAAGUUUGGUGCGACCAAAAAAAGACAUGUCAUUAGUUCAUGAAGACACUGUUAGAUUGAGUUAUGAGGGUAGGUGCAUACCACUUGGUUGGGGUCCGCGUUAUUAUCGUGAUCAUUAGUUGGAGAUCAGGUAGUAUAGCUCAAAAUCAUUUACAGUAGAACAGGUUUUUUCAUUCUUUGUAUCCCUCUAGAUCCCAUGCUUCUAAAUUCACUGAUUUACAUUUCCUCGAAAUGUAUUUUCAGAGCCUAAUCGCUUCAAUCACCACACAUACUGUUGCUACUUCUGCUAUUCUGGGAUUUGCCCCAACAAGUUCAUUGCUAAUGGAAUAGCGCAUUCGCCUAUGUACACAUACCAGGUUCUACGUUGCAUAUGGCUGGUCGACUACAUUAAGGUACUAUAAUUCCGUGUUCACAGCAGAUAUGAAACCCAAUAAUUUUAGUCAAGUUAUUUGCGACUUCAUCCACACGAUAAUUUGUUACGUAAUAAUUAGGGCGUAUAACAGUUCUAGUCGCUAAACAUUUAUAUUAAACACAUCAUGGGGUUGGCCCAUUUUAUGUUUAAAAUAUAUUUUCAAUAAAUCAGUCCCUUUUAUUUCCUUAUUUCUUCCCUCCAAAAGUUUUUUUUUAAAUUUGCAUGUAUGUAUCCACCUAUUUUGUUUAAGCUUCAAACAAUAAAAUUAGAACUGAAUGGUGAAAUUUACUUGAUUUAAAUCACAAAUUGGGAACUUUGAGGCAACUGUUGAAAAGCUUUUCUAAACCGUAUAUAAAAUUUUACAUGAAGAAUCUGGUCUGAUAUGUUAGCAAAAUGUUACUGCACUGUUUGAAAUCGUGAUAGAAUUGUAAAUCCUUCCCAACUACUCCUUGUCUCGUUCCUGAUACAGAUAUACAUAUUUUUGGUACACUAAUAAAUAACACCAGCAAGACAGUCAUAUGCUACUCUAAAAGUUGGAUAUUCAGCACCAUGGUAGAAAUAGUUUUGAAUGUAAAAUUUUGCUCUUUUUUAACUAAAGAUAUUCAAUGAAUAUUUCAGUUGUCGGCAACACUGUAUGAGUAAUGUUGUUAAUGUCGCUGUACGCUUGCAUAUAGUGGAAAUCAUUCAGUAAAUAAUGCCGUUUUGAACAAGUUCUAUUCACGUCACCUUCGUAGCUUUCAUACUAACCACUGUUUACUGACACCGACUUUGUAAAGACUGAAUGGUUUACGAAUGAAUGUUCAUUAUUAUAGGUUAACAUCUGUUAACAGGUAACUCUUAGAAUGCUGACGUAGACGUUAUGCGUAACGGUGAAUUCGAAUAUUUUAGAACAGAAACUAAUGACUAAUAUGAUGUCAUGUUCUUCAUAAAUACAAUGUGUCUGGGUUACUUUCUUAUGUGGAUUGGAUUCUAUGCUUAUCACACACCUUUGCGAUUUAGUUCUGUGUGACAUGUUUCUUGGUAUUGUAUUUUACCAAAUAUUGUUGGGUUAUAAGUAUAAUAAUAACUUUUGUUGUGUCGACUUUCAUACAAAUUUCUGUUUUCGCGAGUUGCUUAUUAAUACGUCCGAACACAGUUCGAUCACAAUUCAAAAAGUUUGUAGUAAAAUAUUAUCUUUUAAAGGAUAAUUUCAUGUCAUUUGUCUUUUUUACGAGAGUGAUUUAAUAAUUAAGUAAUUCUUUUCUCGUUUUACUCAAGAUGUCUGCUCAAGAUGCUGGAAUCGUAGAUGAAAGCGAAGCCACCGAUCCAAACAGAACAGGAGGGAAUUUACCAGAAGAAGAUAGGACUAACGAACAUGAAAGUGAAGAGGUGAAUGGAAAUUCUAGUGUCGUUGAUAAUCAUGAUAUGGAUUUACCCAAAAUACCAACUAACAUUUUCCACAAUUCAAUUGAUUACCAAUUGAGUGAUAAUAGUUUCGAUUUGUCAAGACCAGCUAAAAUAUUACGGCUUAAUGAUAGUGCUGAUGAUGACAAUACUCUUAUUGUAUAUCCAUUGCAAAUCAAUGGUAUUUCUUCUGUUCAUAGUUCUCAUGAAAAUAUCUCUGGGUUAUGUAAUCCCUUUCCAGCUAUUCAAAUAUCUAAUACACCUGUAUUUGAAGCACAAAACAAAUCAACUAUUACUCUUAGUGGGUCUAGCCGUCGUAAGCCUAAUAAAAUGCACUUAGUACAGCUAAGACCAGAUUAUUAUUCAGAGUCGAAUUUCCAGUCGAUUCAUUCAAUUAAUCCUCUGGUAGACAAUUCUACAGUUUCCUUAUCAAAUCAACAGUCUAAUGACACAAAUUCAAUGCAUUCUCAAAUAACAAAUACUGAUAAUAAUAGUAUUGUCGGAACAGACUGUGAUCACCUUACUAAAAUCAAUCAUCCACCUGUUAAUUCGGUACACAAUCGUAUAGGUGUAUAAAUAAUUUUUCAUAUUCAUAUCUAUCACAAUGAUAUAUAAUGUUUCAACUCUGGCAGUAGUAUUUUGUUUUUUGCGUACUAUGUUUGUGUGAAAAUGUUAAAAUUUCUUCCUCAGACAUAUAUAUGCAUAUGUACAUAAUUUACUUAUUUUGUUGAAUAGAUAUGUCUGCUUGUUUGUAUUUUUGGAUAUCAUUAUGUUUCAUUGCAAUUUUCUUGACGUUUUUCUAAAUUAUUUUUGUGUAUUUGCUGUUUGCGCAUUAUAAUGUUUUCCACUAAUGUAAUUACAUGUGGUUUUUUUUCUCUUAUGUCCUUUUACACAUUUACUUUCUCUUAUUCUCUCAUGUGUUGUGUUUAACUCCGGUUGAACCUUUUCUUCAUGCAUAUUCUUUUGUUUAUAUCAGUAUGAAUGUAGGUUUACGUGGUUUGUUAACCUACAGUGCAGCUGUAGUAACUAAUUCAGGUGUACUGUUCCUUAGAACAACUACCUCGAUGUGGUAUUCGCUACUCUCUUUUUCUUUCCCAUACAUUAUGUAUUUUCUAUUGAUAUGUAGUUGAUCAUUCAAACUUGUUUUACGGCUAAUGAUAAAGAAAAUAGUUGGAGCGCAUUUAAUCUUUUAACCAGUGGCUUAUGCUGUGAACUCACUAAUUUCUCAUACAAAUUCUGUUUGGUAACUUUCUCUAAAUAAAUAUUUCUCAACAAUUAAGUUGAAUAAUACUAUUGUGUGUGUUCCUUCUCCGGGAUAUUCUUUCCCUCAAACUUGUUUAUGUUAUGUAACAGCAUUUUUUUCUCAAUGUAAUAUUUAUCCCAUAUAUUUAUUAUUUGUUUAUGUAUAAUGUAGUUGAUAUUUAAUGACAUUCUAUUGCUGAUUUUGUUCUUGUUUUAAAGUCUAGUCGUUGAGAUGUUAAAAAGCGAUCAAUACACUAUAAGAAAUAUAUUAUAAAAUGAAAUGUUAUUUUUGUCUGUCUCUUGUUUGACUGUUCAAUUAAGUGUUUCGAUCUACUACAGCUUGUUUUAUUUCAGAGAGAUAUUCAAACCAUUUUUCCUUUUGUAAACCAGUUUAUCUAUUUGUUCCAUUCAAUAUUCAGUUGUAUAAUAAAUAAUAGUUAAUGCUUUAUUCAUAUUAUUUCUCUUGAUCUCUACCAUUUUGUUCUGUUUUUAAUUAUUGAAUUUGUUACAUUCAACAUUGGAAUUUGUACAUUCUGCACAAAAUAACUAUAGUUAACGUUAUUGUAUGCAUGUAUACACCAUUUGCAAUACUGCUGAUGAUAAUAAAACAACAUCUACUAAUGAUGAUAACCUUGUGCACAUUUAUUAUAAUUCCGUUUCGUAACAAAUUUAUUAUUUAGUAAUAAAUUUUUGAUUGAUUUAUUUAUAUUCUGUUUUUUUGGUUGUGUUUUGUUUUCUAAAUGUUUCGUUGCAUUUUUCAACUGUUUAUACUUUCCAUGUAUGUAUGAAUCAGAGGUGGUGGUAGUAUAUUGCUACUGUCUUAUUUUGAGCUCAGUCACUUUUGUUAAAAUGUAUUACUUUGUUUGUUUGCUUCUUUUUUCUGAUCAGUUGUUAAUUUGCCCCAUUUUUGUUGUUGAUAGCUAUUAGGUUUUCCUUUCCAUGUUCUGCUUUUACGUAUUAUACUUAAAUACAGUUAUACGCAUAUAUAUAUAUAUAUAUAUAUAUAUAUAUAUAUAUAAUUAUAUAUGCUAUUUACAAAAAUGUUUACACUUCAAUACAUGUAUACAAAUAAUGGGAUAUAUAUCUGUAAUUUCGUAACUGAUUAUAUACAUAUAUAUGAUCUUUUUAUCCAAACUGCUGAAAAAUAUAUUAGUACAAUUUUCAAAAGUUCAUGAUUUAUAAAUAUUGCUUUUGCUCGGUUUUCCGUCUUAAGAGGGACUUGUACAUGUUAGAUAAUGAAAUGAGACUAAUAGAUAUUGUUAGCUUCAAUGAUAUGUGAAAUCGCAUAUUUUCACAAUACAUUCUUCGAAAUGUAAAAAUUUGGUUAUCUAAUAGCUAGUAGUUAUUCAUUUAGAAAUCUCUAUCUCUGGUACUGAUUAAUUUAUCGGCGGAAUUCGCGUUGGAUACAAAGUUCUACUUACAAAAAAUAGAUUCUUGUUUGAAAUGCUUAUUUUGUUUCUUGACAUUUUGGUCAAAAAUUGUGUCUAAAACACGAUAUUUAGAGAUAUCAUUUCAUCAGAAAAAAUGUUCUUAGGUACUGUUUUCGAUGAACGACGUUGAG
Schistosoma haematobium is the source of this 18667-nucleotide messenger RNA. RefSeq lists its product as uncharacterized. The transcript has 3 exons. NCBI's taxonomy places the organism in Eukaryota, Metazoa, Platyhelminthes, Trematoda, Strigeidida, Schistosomatidae. Bases 7386 to 10340 code for a protein of 984 amino acids. The record is from RefSeq and is a predicted model, not a curated record.